AUGGAGACACCUGCAACAGCACCUUCCAUUUCUCCUGUGGAUCACUCAUCUUGGCACUCACCAGAGACUUACCUCUUCGGAGGACUAGGUGCUCUCUUAGGACUCAUUCUUUUGGUUAUCUUUAUCCUGUCAUGCACCUAUUUGAAGUUCAUUGACUACCUUGAAAAUCGCCGUAAUUGUGGCGGCCGUGGCUCUGCCUCCGGUGCCCUUGAGUUAGCACAACCAGUGCUUGAAGAGAAGUAUCUUGUGAUCAUGGCUGGCGAAGACAAGCCAACGUUCUUGGCCACCCCUAUUUCCAGUAGAGCAUCAUAA
This is a messenger RNA of Fraxinus pennsylvanica, 312 nucleotides long. The record is from the annotation of a GenBank genome assembly. NCBI's taxonomy places the organism in Eukaryota, Viridiplantae, Streptophyta, Magnoliopsida, Lamiales, Oleaceae.